CGCGCCCGCGCACUUCAGUCCGCUGCUCAGAAGGCCUGGAAAGUUCCGGCACAGCGGGUCUCCAGCCUGCAACUUGCUUGCUUUUAAAGUACGCUUGAUCCCAGUUCGCUGGCCAGAGUGUCUCGCAGCGGCACAGCGACAGCAUGGAUCGUCUUGACAAAGCGGCGCUGAAUGCACUGCAGCCACCUGAAUUCAGAAAUGAAGGUUCCUUAGCUUCGACUUUGAAGACACUGUUAUUUUUCACAGCUUUAAUGAUUACUGUUCCAAUUGGGCUCUAUUUUACAACAAAAUCAUAUAUAUUUGAAGGUGCACUUGGAAUGUCCAACAGAGACAGCUAUUUUUAUGCGGCAAUUGUAGCGGUGGUGGCGGUUCAUGUUGUGCUGGCACUCUUUGUGUAUGUGGCCUGGAAUGAAGGCUCACGUCAGUGGCGUGAAGGCAAACAGGAUUAAUGUGAACAUUACUUUCUGCUAGUGAUAAACGGAUUUUUAAAAAUAUAGCAAAUGCUUCUGGGGUAUGGAUAAUGAAUACAUAUUUAUUUGAAUAAAUUGAAAAGUUCAUAGUAAAUUCAGUCAUAAGGACAUAUUUGACAAGUAUAUAUUUGGACCCAUUUAAUACAGUGGUUUGUAUACUCAAUUUUGACUUUAUGAAUCUCUCAUUUGCAAAUGUAAAAUUAGUACAUUAAAAUUAAGUAAAUUUGUUAAACAAGGCACCCAUUUUUCUGGGAAGAAUUUAAUGAUGCUAAAACAAAAAUGUUUUUUAGCAUUUUUAUCUUUUGCUUCAAUGUUCUACUGCUCUGGACAUACUAAGCUGUGUAUUGUGAAGCAAGUCUAAAGUUUAGUCUACACUGGAACACCUUCCCUGACAUGAGGAUAGAAGCUACUUGGAUUUGUGGUUUUAAUUUCCUAUAGAAAGUUGCUUAAAUUAUGGGCACUCUACUUAGUCUCAUCAUCUUAGAGAAAGUUCACAGAAAGUGUAAUCGCUAGCCAGUACAAAACUAGGCUAAGCCACAGCAAAAGACUUUGACUGUAGGAUUUAGAGAACAAGAUAGGAGCAGGGUGCCAACUUUGUGCUUUUCAGACCAACCUUUUGCUCCAAUGUUGAUUUGUGUUACAUGGCUUCUGGAAAUUCUUUUUUUAAAUUGUUUCAUUUUUUUCCUACUAUUACUUAAAAAAAUAAAGCAUAUAUGACAGGCA
Dipodomys ordii (Ord's kangaroo rat) is the source of this 1193-nucleotide messenger RNA. RefSeq names its product VMA21 vacuolar H+-ATPase homolog (S. cerevisiae) (gene Vma21). The transcript has 3 exons. The coding region runs from base 144 to 449 and encodes 101 amino acids. Lineage: Eukaryota; Metazoa; Chordata; Mammalia; Rodentia; Heteromyidae. Gene Ontology annotation, biological process: vacuolar proton-transporting V-type ATPase complex assembly. The record is from RefSeq and is a predicted model, not a curated record. Gene Ontology annotation, cellular component: endoplasmic reticulum membrane.